Nyctereutes procyonoides (raccoon dog) is the source of this 3435-nucleotide messenger RNA. RefSeq names its product rho GTPase-activating protein 20-like. Gene Ontology annotation, biological process: signal transduction. The record is from RefSeq and is a predicted model, not a curated record. The coding region runs from base 1986 to 2750 and encodes 254 amino acids. The transcript is spliced from 14 exons. NCBI's taxonomy places the organism in Eukaryota, Metazoa, Chordata, Mammalia, Carnivora, Canidae. Gene Ontology annotation, molecular function: GTPase activator activity.
UUGAUUCCUCUGAUGUGGCAAUGUUUGUGAGAAUUUAAUGGUAAAUCAGACAUAGACUCUUUCCUGGAGGUCCAUGGAGUCUAGUGGGGAAUAAAAGAUAGGUUUUCACGUGCCUGUUACAGGAGCCUGUAAGGGAAACCACAAACUGUGUCUGUAGGAUCAAAUUUCAGUCCUCCACAGUUGUCAAAGAAAGACACUGCACAUAUGGGAAGAGUGGGGGAGGGGCCCUCACAGGAAGCUGCAUGACCUCCUGAGUCAGCUGGAUUUGAAUCCUUCAUGUUACGUCCCGGCUGCUCGGAUUCAGAGUCCAACCUGUAUGCGCAGGAGCCUCCUCAUCUGUAAAACCAUCAGUUUCCUAGUGGAAAGGGAACACUGUCUUCAUGUAACAUGUUUUUAACAGGCUCCUGUAGGUGCUGUGACACUGAAGGAGUCGAGGUGGCAAAUCAUUUCCCAUUUGGGAAAUGCAAGUGAAAUCCACAGUGAGAUAUCACACUACACAGCUAUCAGAAUAGCUAAAAUAAAAAAUGACAACACCAAAUGCUCGUGUGGAUGAGGGGAAACUGAAUGACUCAUACAGUACUGGGGAGAAUGUGAAACGGCACAGCCAUUCUGGAAAACAGUUGGACAGUUCCUAAGAAAUAAAAAAUAAAACUACAAACAAACAAACAAACAUAGCUAGCAUAUGACCUGGCUCUUCCCGUCCUGGGCAUUUAGCCCAGAGAAGUGAAGACUUCACGCUGACACCGAAACCUGCACGCAGAUGUUUAUAGUAGCUUUCUUAGUGACAGCCAAAAGCUGCAGACACUUCGAACUCCUUCAACAGGUAGUUAAGCAAACUGUGAUACAUCCAUAUCAUGAUGUACUACUAAGGGACACAAAGCAAUGAACUGUGAAUACUUGCAGCCGUCCAGAUGAAUCUCCAGUUACCUCAAAUGGGAAAAAGCAAAUCCCCGAAUGUCAUAAACUAUGUGAUCCCCUCUGUAUAACAUUCUUGAAAUGGCAACAUUAUACACAUGGAGAACAGCUUUUGUGAUUGCCAGGGAGUAAAGAGGUGGUGGAGGGGGGAAGAAAUUUGUGUGGUUGUAAACGGGGAAUAGGAAGGACCCUGGUGGUGAUGGAAGUGUCUCUGGAAGACUCCAUCUGUAAAAAAACGGAUGUCAUCUCUCUGUGUUAUUUCUUAUAGCUGCAAAUGAAUCUACAGUUAUCUCAAAAGAAAAUGAUUACUUUUAAAAAAUCAAAACUUGGAGGCCAAGAUAGGGAAACCGGUAUGUCAGUUUGGCAGUUACGACAUGAGCUUUGAAUCUGUGACAUCACAAUGGCAGUGACCGCGGACCGCUGCAGAAUCUUCAGGCUUCAAGCAUUUGACAGUACUCUGCCAAGUGCUGUAGACUCCCUGGAUUUCCCGUCCCGCGAAUUGAAGAGAAAAGGAUGUUCCCAUCAAUCAGAAAGCACGCUGAGCUUGCAGGCGCUCACCCAAGGCUUCAGCGCCCGAGGAAUAGCUCGACUGUGGAGGUGGACACCCACAGCAAAAGCACUACAUCAUCUGAGGGUGCCACUCGUACCUUGCUCAUCCAUGGCCCCGUUGAGCUCAAGAAAGGCUGGAGGAGGCAGAAGUGGCAGCUUUUCUUGUACAGAGAUUUAUUACUGAUGUCUAAUACCAAGUAUAAGAAAAACUUUAAGAUAAAAAAGAAAAUACCACUGAACACCAUGUGGAUUGCCAACUGCAUGGAUACAGUGGGAGAUGCCAACAUCCGUUCUGGGAGGUCCUUUGUGUUGGGCUGGCCCACGGUGAACUUCGUGGCCACCUUCAGUUCUUCGGAACAAAAGGAAAAUGGUGUUCUUACCUUCAAAGGUACAUCAUGCUAGCCAAAGAGAAGGAGUAGCCAAAAAGCAUUCCCCUCAAAAUCUUCACAGAGGACAAGAACUGUGCCUGUCCCAUAACUGUAACAGUGACAAAUUCAGACACAGCAAAUGACACCAUCAACAUGUUACUACCAAUGCUGAGAAUAACUGGCUCUGAGAAAGACUACCAGCUGUGGGCGAGUUCUGGCAAGGAAGAAGUUCCACUAAUUGGACACGAACAUCCCUAUGGAAUUAAAAUGAGCCAUCUUCCAUCUACUAAACUGCUACCAAAGGAACCAGAGGACUCCAUCUCUCCUUCCACAACUCAAGAGUCCCUACUGGAGCAGAAGAUCACAGAGAUGCAAAUUCAGUUCAUGCUGAAGCCCAGGCACCCAGCCCAGAACAAGCAAGGGAAAGAUUCAGGCCAGAAGACCACAAAAAGCAGUGCUUUCGGAAACUUGGCCUUUUGGCGGCGCGCUGGCACUUGCCAGAACAACCAGUGCACAGCUGUUCCUUCUGCAAAACCCAGACAGCUCUUUGGAGUUUCCCUCACAGAUAUCUGUGAGAAUGACAACUUGCCCGUCCCAAUUCUGGAUAUGCUCUCCUUUAUCAAUAGGAAAGGACCACUCAUGGAAGGCAUCUUCAGAAUAUCAGGAAGUAGAGUAUCACGCAGAAUUCUGAAGGAGAAACUAAGUUUUGAGGACAGAGUGAACUUGGACAGCGAAUCUGUUCUUGUGGUAGCAUCUGUUUUAAAGGAUUUUCUUCGAAACAUCCCAGGAGGUAUAUUUUCCUGCGACCUCUAUGACAAAUGGCUUGGUGUUAUUAAUGAAGGGACCAAGGAGGAGAAAAUAAAUGCAGCCCAGAGGCUUCUAGCCCAGCUGCCAAAAGCAAAUGUUGUUCUCCUGUGAUACCUUUUUGGAGUGUUAUACAACAUUGAGCAACAAUCCUCAUCCAAUCAGAUGACAGCUUAUAAUUUAUCAGUGUGUAUAGCUCGAAGCAUUCUUUGUCCAUCUAAUUCCUGCAGCUUGGAAUGGGAAGACAUCUUCAUAAAAAAGGUGUCUCUUGUACACUUUUUGAUUGAAAAUUGCCUCAAGAUAUUUGGAGAAGACAUCACUUCUCUCUUGGGAGAGAAUUCAAUGAGUUGUGAUAACAAUGAGAAGGCUGCAGUGACAGAAAAACCACCUGUGAAUCCAAGCAGUGAGAGUGACAGUAAUUUCCCAAAAGGUACAACUGCAGAAUGAUACCAAGUCCCCAUCUGGCAUGGGUCCAUCCACCUACAUGUCUACAGUUUACUAAGUCACUGACGACUGGAAUCUCCAUAUGACACUUGACACUUCUUUUUAUUUUUCCAAUGAAUGAAAAAUGAACCCCUUCCAAGACCCAGCUAUUUCCAUUUAAAGUUUUUUCCUUGCUCCCAUAUAUUCAUAUUGAGGAUAUCUUCCCACAAAAUAUCUCCUCUAUCUUCAAUGCCUACCAUAUCUAUCUUAUUACAUACUUUUUUGUCUGCUUGAGAUCCCUUCUCUCUGUCUCCUUCACUGCUCUCUCUCACUCAUGCGCACCCUCUUAAUUAAAUAAAAAUCUUUAAGAAGAUCA